GAGUCUUUCCCACUUGGAAGGAAGAUUUCUUUCUGGGACAUCCACAGCCGGAGCUGGUCUACCUGUAUCUGAGGGAGAAUUUCCGAAGAGGAGGCUUGCAUUUCCAUCUUUUUUUAAUCACCUUUUCUAAGACUCAUUCAUGUUGUACUGAAUCCCUGCGGCUAAGGAUGAAGAUCAGGCUGUCGCUGGCAGCGGCUGCCUUCCUGGCAGUCCUCAUUUCCUCCGUUGAGGCUCAAGUUGAACCACCCUCAGACUUGAAAUUUGAAAUUCUAAAUGAGAACACAGUACAAAUGUCAUGGACGCGACCAUCAUCAUGGAUACAGGGAUACAGAGUACAAGUUGUGUCAGAAGACACAGAUGAAGCCGCAAAAGAGCUGAGCCUACCAUCCUCUGCCACACAGACGUCUAUCUCAGACUUGACACCGGAUGUAGACUAUGAGGUGACCAUUAUCUCCUAUGAUGGGACAGAGGAGAGUAUACCCAUCUUUGGCCAGAUCACAAUUCAACCCAGUGACACUACUGGAACACAUAAGAAGCCACGCAUUUCCAAUGCAAUCAAGUGCUCAACCAGCGCGGUUGCAGAUAUGGUCUUCCUGGUGGAUGGCUCUUGGAGUGUUGGGCGUGAGAACUUCAAGCACAUCCGUAGCUUCAUCAGCUCCAUGGCGGGUGCCUUUGAGAUUGGCUUGGACAAGACUCGGGUAGCCGUGGUUCAGUAUAGCACUGACACCAGGACAGAGUUUGACCUGAAUCAGUACGCCACGCGUGGCGAACUCCUCCGUGCCAUCAACACACUGCCAUACAAGGGUGGCAACACAAUGACUGGCGAUGCCAUGGAUUACUUGCUGAAAAACACUUUUACUGAGGCAGCAGGGUCCAGGAAGUCUUUCCCCAAGGUGGCCAUGAUUAUCACUGAUGGAAAAUCGCAGGACCCUGUGGAGGAAUAUGCCAGGAAGCUGAGGAACAUUGGGGUUGAGAUCUUUGUCUUGGGAAUCAAAGGAGCAGAUGAGGAGGAACUGAGACAAAUUGCCUCCAGGCCUCACAACACACAUGUCUACAAUGUCCCCAACUUUGACUUGAUCAAGGAAGUGCAGAGGAAACUCAUCACCCAGGUGUGCUCUGGGGUUGACGACCAGCUCAAUUCCCUCACAAGCGGGGAGGAAUUGGUGGAACCAGCAUCAAACCUGCAGGUUACAGAAAUCUCUUCCAAGUCAAUGAGGGUGAUGUGGGACUCAUCCCUCGGUGAGGUGACGGGAUACAAGCUGCAGUUGACCCCCAUGUUGGCAGGGAGCAAGAGGCAGGAGUUAUACGUUGGGCCUACCCAGACAGCAGUGAAUGUUCGGGACCUGUCCCCUGAGACUGAAUACGAGAUCAGCCUCUUCGCCCUCAAGGGCCUGUCGCCCAGUGAGCCUGUUAUGGCAAUGGAGAAGACCCAGCCAGUUAAAGUUUCAUUGGAAUGCUCAUUGGGAGUAGACGUUCAGGCUGAUGUCGUCCUGUUAGUGGACGGCUCCUACAGCAUAGGGCUGGCCAACUUUGCCAAAGUGAGGGCUUUCCUGGAGGUCCUGGUGAACUCCUUCGACAUUGGCCCCCACAAGGUGCAGAUCAGCUUGGUGCAGUAUAGUCGGGACCCACACACUGAGUUCGCCCUCAACACGCAUCAUGACCUGCCGGCGGUUCUGAAAGCGGUUCGGUCCUUCCCCUACCGCGGUGGCUCCACCAACACAGGCAGGGCCAUGACCUACGUCCGGGACAAGAUCUUCGUUACCACCCGGGGGGCCCGUACCAACGUGCCACGUGUCAUGAUCCUCAUCACCGAUGGAAAGUCGUCAGAUGCCUUCACUGACCCUGCCACUAGACUGAGGAACAACGAUGUUGAGAUCUUCGCUGUUGGCGUGAAGGAUGCCGUGCGCUCUGAGCUGGAGGCUAUUGCCAACCCACCGGCGGACACGCACGUCUACACUGUGGAGGACUUUGAUGCCUUUGAGAGAAUCUCCAAGGAGCUCACACAGUCCAUCUGCCUCCGGAUUGAGCAGGAGCUCCUCAAUAUCAAGAAGAGAAGUCUGCUCCCACCCAGAUCUCUGCAAUUCUCUGAGGUGACAUCCCGGAGCUUCAGGACCACCUGGGUCUCAGACUCAACUGACGUUCAGGGCUUCCUGGUCAGGUUCAGGCCUGCACUGGACGUGACUGGGGACUACAUCACAAUGUUUGUGCCGGAGGACACCAUGACUGCUGUCCUACCCCACCUCACCCCCGUGACCAAAUAUGAGGUCAACGUCUUCGCCCAGUAUGAGAAAGGGGACAGCUUUCCCCUUACGGGAGAAGAGACCACGCUGGAGGAGCAAGGACCAGUGAGGAACAUCAGGGUGUCAGAGGAGACAACAGACAGUUUCCGAGUGUCAUGGGCGGCAGCCCCAGGACCCGUCAUACGGUACCGCGUAUCCUACAUCCCAGUCAGCGGGGGCCAGGAGAAGCUGGUUGUGGACACUGUCGGCAGAGAGACUGACAUUGUCCUACGAGGCCUGUCCCCCAGCACGACAUACCAGGUCGGCGUAUUGGCUCAAUACAUGACCGGACUUGGCCCAGAAAUGGAGACCAAAGGGACCACCAAAGAAGUUCGGGGGUCCCCACGCGACCUGAGGGUCUUCAAUGAGACAGUAUCCACCAUGAGGCUGAUGUGGGAGCCAGCGCCUGGCCAGGUACAGCAGUACCGCAUUGCGUACAAACCAUCAGAUGGCGGCGAGAGGAAGGAGGUGACAGUCAAGGGCGAUAGCACUGCAGUUCUGCUGAAGAACCUGACGCCUGCCACCGAGUAUGAGCUGUUCGUCAGUGCCCGCUACGCGUCUGGCCUUGGAGACCCCCUCCUGGGACUGGGGACCACUCUGGAAGAGCUGGGCUCGCCUAAAGACCUGGUAACAGGCAAUGCCACGGAUACCAGUUUCGAUGUGUCCUGGACGGCAGCCCCUGGAAAUGUCAGAAGGUACCGGAUCACAUGGAAGUCCCUGUUCACUGAGGAGUCUGGGCAGAAGACGGUCCCUGGUGAUGUCACGGCCACGGUGCUGAAUGGGCUCACACCGGAGACACGAUACCAAGUGUCUGUCUAUGCCGCCUAUGGACGCGGAGAGGGGGUCCCUCUCGUUGGGGAAGAGACCACAGACGUUUCGACGGCUGCCAGAGCUCUGGUUGUGUCCGAGGAGACAGAAAAAACAAUGAAAGUGACCUGGCAGCCGGCGCCAGGCAACGUUGUCACCUACAGGGUGACGUACAAGCCCGUCGACGGUGGCCGUCAGCUGGCCUCCAAGGUGCCCGGCUCAGUCACCGACACCGUCCUACGACGGCUGCAGCACAUGACCACCUACAACAUCACGGUGCACCCCGUCUACCGGCGCGGUGAAGGAAAAGCAAGGCAAGGACUGGGAACUACACUGUCACCUUACAAAUCUCCCAGAAACCUCCAGACCUCAGAGCCCAGUAAGACCAGCUUCCGGGUAACUUGGGACCCUGCUCCUGGAGAGGUGCGUGGGUACAAGGUUAAGUUUCACCCGGCCGAGAAUGACGUGGACCUCGGCGAACUGCUCGUGGGGCCUUAUGACAACACUGUGGUUCUGGAAGAACUCAGAGCUGGAACAAAGUACACAGUGAAUGUGUUUGGAAUGUUUGAUGGGGGAGAGAGCAUGCCAUUGGCGGGACAGGAGAAGACCACCCUCUCGGAUGAUCCUGAGACCCCACCUUUCGGGGCAUCGGACAAAGAAUGCAGGACCACUGCUCAGGCCGACAUCGUCCUGCUGGUGGACGGAUCCUGGAGCAUCGGGCGGCUGAACUUCAAGACCAUCCGGGCGUUCAUCGCUCGCACGGUGGGCGUCUUUGAUAUCGGCCCGGACAGAGUCCAGAUCGGUCUGGCCCAGUACAGUGGCGAUCCUAAGACAGAGUGGCACCUGAAUGCCCAUCGCACAAAGGAGUCUCUGCUGGAGGCUGUGUCCAACCUACCCUACAAAGGCGGCAAUACCUUAACAGGGCUUGCUUUGAAUUAUAUCCUCCAGAACAACUUCAGACCUAAUGUUGGAUUGCGACCAAAGGCUCGCAAAAUCGGGGUGCUUAUCACCGACGGAAAGUCACAGGAUGACAUCGUCACAAACUCCCAAAACCUGCGAGAUGAAGGCAUUGAGCUGUAUGCUAUUGGCAUUAAAAACGCAGAUGAAAAUGAACUGAGGACCAUCGCCUCAGACCCGGAUGAGAUCCACAUGUACAAUGUGGCUGACUUCUCCUUCCUCCUCGACAUUGUGGACGACCUCUCGGUCAACAUCUGUAACAGUGUUAAAGGCUCAGGUGGGGUAGACCCACCCACUAACCUUAUUCUCAAUGAGGUGACCCAUCACUCAUUUCGGGCCACCUGGACUGGACCCGAAGCGCCUGUGGAGAAGUACCGUGUGCAGUACAUGACCCUGUCUGGGCAGCCCAAAGAGAUUUUGGUGGAUGGGACCGUGACCACAGCUGUUCUGGAGAACCUGAACCCUCUGACGGAGUACCUGGUCAACGUUUUUGCAAUCAUUGGAGAGGAGAGCAGCGAGCCACUAAAGGGCACAGAAACGACUUUGCCUCUGUCUGCUGUGAAGCGCAUGACAGUCUUCGAUGAACAGACAACCUCAAUGAGGGUGAGGUGGGGGCCUGCUGAUGGUGCCACAGGGUACAUGCUCCUGUACAGUGCCCGGAAUGCCACCGUGCCCACUGAUGAGAUAGAGAUGCGAGUUGGGGCUGAUGUGACUAAUGUCCAGUUGGAAAGUCUGAUCCCGGACACUGCAUACUCCAUCACUCUGUACGCCCUUCAUGGCGAAGCAACCAGCGAUCCUCUGGUGGACCAGGGAGUGACAUUGCCCUUGCCGCCUGCGGGUGACCUGAGGGUAAGAGACGUCACCCACAGCACCAUGCAGCUGGACUGGGAUGCCGCACCAGGAAACGUUCGCAAGUACAUCAUCACCUACAAGGCCGAAGAGGGAGAAGCCAAGGAGCUCGAAGUCCCUGGCCAUGUGAUUAGGAAGGGCCUGGAGAACCUCAUAUCCCAGACUGAGUACGAUCUUGCCGUCACCCCGGUGUAUGACGCAGGGACUGGCAACCCGAUGCUUGGACAAGCUGUGACUGGUGUCGUGCCCUCGCCUAAAAAUCUGAGGUUCUCAGAGGUCACCCAGACCAGCUUCAGGGCAACCUGGGACCACAGCGCCCCUGACGUAGCCCUCUACAGAAUCUCAUGGGUCAAGCAGGGUGACUCCAACUUACAAUAUGCCAUCCUAAACAACGACGAGAACACUCACUUGCUGGAGGGCCUGACACCUGACACCAUGUACGAUGUUUCCAUCACUGCCAUCUAUCCAGACGAGUCAGAGAGCGAGGACCUGAUGGGCAGCCAGCGCACAUUGUCCGAGAUCAAACUUGAGCCUCCUCAGAACCUGCAGGUGUACAAUGCCACCACCACCACACUGACGGUGAAGUGGGACCAUGCUCCAGGCCCAGUCCAGAACUACCGCAUCACUUACGAACCCAUGGCUGGGGGAAAAACCCUGUCGACCCAAGUUGGGGGGAGGAAGAACAGCGUCAUCCUGCAGAAGCUGACCCCAGACACACCCUAUACCAUCCAUGUGACAGCUCUGUACCCUACCGGCGAGAGCCCAGAUUUAUCUGGCCAAGGAAAGACCAAACCUCUGGGUGGAGUGAGAAAUCUCCAGGUCACUGACCCCACCACCAGCACCCUGAAGGUCACAUGGGAGCCCGCGGAAGGGAAUGUGCGCCAGUACAGGGUCUUGUAUGUUCCUGCCAAAGGGGGACCCGAGGACAUGGACCAAGUCUCUGGGAGCACGACCACAACUGUUCUGAGAAAUCUUCUCCCGGACACAGUCUACACAGUCACCGUGGUGCCUGUCUACCCCUCAGGGGAUGGCAAACGGCUCUCUGAAAAUGGAAAGACACUGGAUCGCACGCCUCCCAGGAACAUACAGGUCUACAACCCCACAACAAACAGCCUGAACGUCCGUUGGGAGCCUGCCUCUGGAGAUGUCCAACAGUACCGGGUCAUGUAUGCUCCUCUGACUGGGACGAGGCCCUCUGAGUCUGUUCUGGUGCCAGGAAACACCAACACUGCUUUCCUGGACCAGCUCAUCCCCGACACACCAUAUUCUGUCAAUGUUGUGGCCCUCUACCCUGAUGGCGAGGGACAGCCAGUGUCAGAUGACGGCAAAACACUGCCGCGUAGUGGCCCAAGAAACAUGGUGGUGUUUGACCCUACCACCAGCACUCUGAGCGUCAGCUGGGACCAUGCAGAUGGGCCUGUUCAGCAGUAUCGUCUCACCUACGCCCCCACUACCGGGGACCCCAUCGAUGAGUUUACUGUCGUGCCCGGGAAUAGGAACAAUGUCAUCCUCCAGAAUCUGCAGCAUGACACACCGUACAGAAUCAAUGUGAUGGCCAUCUACCCAGAUGGACAGGGUGGAGAUCUGAAUGGAGAUGGACGCACAGUGGGCCUUGAGGCGCCACGAAACCUGCGCGUUUCCGAUGAGUGGUACACCCGCUUCCGUGUGUCCUGGGACCCUGCUCCGUCAAGGGUUGUGGGAUACAAACUGAUCUACCAGCAAGCAGGUACAAAUGAGCCCAUGGAGGUGUUCACCGGCGAUGUUACCACACACAUCCUUCAGAACCUGAAACCAGGCACAACCUAUGACCUCAAAGUCUUGGCUCAAUACGAUGCUGGCCUAAGUGGACCUCUGCCUGGACAAGGAACAACAUUGUACCUGAAUGUCACUGGCCUGGUGACUUACAACGUUGGCUAUGACAGGUUCUGCAUCAGGUGGACCGCUCACAGAUCUGCCACCUCUUACAGGAUUAAGCUAAACCCAUUUGACCCAUCCAGCAAAGGAGGACAGGAAAUCACCGUCACUGGGUCUGAGACCCAGUACUGCUUUGAUGGCCUCUCUCCGGAUGCCCUGUACAAUGCCACCGUUUAUGCCCAGACCCCUAACCUCGAAGGACCAGGAGUUACUGUGAAAGAAAGAACCUUGAUCAGGGUCACAGAGCCUCCAACAGAACCACCCACUCCACCUCCUCCACCCACAAUUCCUUCUGCCUGGGAAGUGUGCAGAGGUGCUAAGGCUGACCUGGUGUUCCUGAUCGAUGGCUCGUGGAGUAUCGGCGACGACAACUUCAACAAGGUGGUGCAGUUUGUGUUCAGCACCGUCGGCGCCUUGGAUGUUAUCGGCCCCACAGGAAUGCAGGUGUCUUUCGUGCAGUUCAGCGAUAACGCUAAGACGGAGUUCAAACUGAACACGUACCAGAACAAAGGAAUGACCCUGGCUGCUCUUCAACUCGUCCGCUUCCAGGGAGGAAACACCAAAACAGGUAUUGCUCUGAAGCAUGUCAACGACAAAGUCUUCACCUCUGACAGCGGCAUGAGAAGGAACGUUCCAAAGGUCCUGGUUGUCGUCACUGAUGGCCGUUCUCAGGAUGAGGUCAAGAAGAAUGCCGCCACACUGCAGCAGUCUGGUUACAGUGUGUUCGUUAUUGGCGUUGCCGACGUUGACAUAAACGAGCUCCGGAACAUCGGGAGCAAACCCAGCGAGCGCCACGUCUUUGUAGUGGAUGACUUUGAUGCCUUUACCAAGAUCCAGGACAACCUCAUCACAUUCAUCUGUGAAACUGCAACAUCAACUUGCCCUUUGAUUUACUUGGAUGGAUUCACAUCGCCAGGCUUCAGAAUGCUGGAGGCCUUCAACAUCACAGACAAGACCUUUGCUGCUACAAAAGGAAUAUCCAUGGAGCCUGGCUCCUUCAACAGUUACAUUGCCUACAGGCUCCACAAAAAUGCCUACCUGAACCAGCCCACAAAAGAGGUUCAUCCAGAGGGCCUUCCGCCCAGCUACACUAUUAUCCUGCUCUUCCGCCUGCUCCCAGAUACGCCAACGCGGGCCUUUGACAUCUGGCAGAUAGCCGACAAAAACAACAAGCCUGAAGUCGGCGUCACCGUGGACUCCUCCAAACAAGCGCUAAGCUUCUACAACAAGGACACCAGGGGUGAGGUGCAGAAGGCCACAUUUGACAAUGAUCAGGUCAAGAAGAUCUUCCACGGGAGCUUUCACAAGCUUCACAUCACGGUUUCUCCAAAGAGUGUCAAGCUGAACGUGGACUGUCAGGAAGUGGCGGAGAAACCGAUCAAGGAGGCCAAGAACGUCUCCUUGGAUGGCACUGAAGUUCUGGGUAAAAUGGUGGGAGGCUCCAGGGGCGAAUCAGCAACAUUCCAGCUCCAGAUGUUUGACAUCGUCUGCAGCUUAGGCUGGACAAGCAGAGACAGAUGUUGCGACCUGCCAUCGACGAGAGAUGAGAUGAAAUGUCCAUCCCUCCCCCACUCCUGCACAUGUGCGCAGGACAGCAUCGGACCCCCGGGACCCGCUGGACCUCCGGGUGGCCCUGGAUCUAAAGGCCCCAGAGGAGAAAGGGGAGAGUCUGGCCCAUCAGGUCCUCAGGGUCCGAGAGGAGAGCUGGGAUUGCCAGGACCAUCGGGGCCCCCAGGCCCACAGGGUCCCAGUGGCUUGUCCCUUCCCGGAGAGCCUGGCCGCCCUGGACCUAAAGGAGAUGCUGGCGAUCCAGGAUUACCGGGACACGCAGGAGUCCGUGGAUCUCCUGGUUCUUUAGGUCCAAUUGGACCCAGUGGCCCAAGAGGACCCCCAGGAAAGGAAGGGUCUUCUGGACCAAGGGGCCCAUCUGGACCAAUGGGAAAUCCAGGAAAUCCUGGAAUGCCAGGACCCUCAGGGAAACCAGGGAAGUCUGGAGACACAGGGCGCCCAGGGAACCCUGGAAUAAAAGGAGAAAAGGGUGAAAGGGGAGACUUUGCUACUCAGAACAUGAUGCGGUCCAUAGCCAGACAAGUGUGUGAGCAGGUGGUCAAUAGUCAGAUGAGCAGGGUCGAUAUGAUGUUGAACCAAAUCCCCAAUGGUUACCGCAGCAACAGCCCCGGGCCUGCAGGCCCUCCCGGGCCACCUGGCAGCGAAGGUUCCCGUGGAGAACCAGGUCAAACAGGACGCAACGGCUUCCCCGGAAACCCGGGCUUACCCGGUCCUCCGGGAGAAGCAGGACCACCUGGAGAGAAGGGCGAGAGAGGUACCCCAGGACUCGGAACACGAGGACAGAGAGGUCAAACUGGACCACCUGGCCCACCAGGCGAGUCCCGGACCGGCCCUCCAGGACCCUCCGGCUCCUCUGGGCCUCGCGGGCCACCUGGUCGCAACGGCUCUCCUGGGGUCCGGGGCCCACCUGGCCCGUCUGGCUACUGCGACUCCUCUCAGUGUGUUGGCAUUCCUUACAAUGGAGCAGGAUAAGCACCAUGGAUGUGGUUACUCAACAUUGCUGACCGUCACAUAAGAUGGAGGAGACUGCCACUAACAACACUUUACAGCUAAUAGACAAGCAACAGCGAUGGCAACAUAGUGGCCUGUUUGCAUCUUGAACCCAAAACACCGAACGGAAAGAGCGAGAGCGUGAGAAAGAAAGCCUCAGUCGGCGAUGGAGCAUGCAAAACUACUAACAAGGUGGAUUUGUAAACCAAAAGAAAAAAACAAUGACAUUAACAUGGGAUUGAAGAGGUGAUAUCUGUAAAUAAAACUAAUUGUGCCUUGUAAAUGAUUCCUGAAUCACAUCCACUAAAAUCAGUUUAACAUCUAGCUUGUACCUUCAUAACCUGCUGCUUGCUGACUGCCAGCAUAACCUCUUUCCCCAAAGAUUAAAAUGUUUUUGUAUUGCCUCUGCUCUGGCCACAUCAAAGCAUGUAACAUUUGUACAUGGAAACAAAUAGUUUUCUUUCUGAUUUUGUUUUUCUUAUAUUUGCUCAUUUCUUUAUGUUUUUGCUCUGUUAAAUUGGUUCCUCCUGUACCUCGAAGCUAUGAGGGCAAGCACCAAAUAUCACAAAUGUAUAGAAAGUUUGUUGUCAGAAUUCUCAAUUGAUUUCAAAAAAAUAUAUUAUGUUGUAGAGGAACAUACAGUAUUGCGUUGAACAUGACUAGGAGUACUAACAGUACCCUUUUAUUUUUUUUGUAAAACUAUGUCACUUAAUUGAACCCAAGGAAUGUAUUAAAUACAUAACUGUUUUUUAAUGUUAUGUUUAAAAAAAUAGUGUACAAUAGUGUACACACAUAGUAUCCCAUUAUGCCCACUAGAAGAAGAAUCUGAUGUGGUUAACAUUGUUUGCUUAUAUGUUCUUUGGUGCCUUAUUGGGAAAUGAAAGUUUGUAGGUGGAAAUAAUGUAAGCAGAAACGUGCAGGUGUUAUCUGUUAAUGGCAAGUUGCAGACUCCAGACUGAAUUCCUGUUGAAUUGGCCACAAAAUAUUUCCAACCAGACCCUUACCAGCCCAGGCCAGAUCCCCAUGUAGUCCCAAUGCCAGAGGAGCUGUCCGAAGACACUGACGCAGAAAUACAAUCACCCGGUUAUUCGCGAAACCAGCGUGGAAAGAGAUCGCUAUGAAGACUGAAGCCUAAAACCAUAGCAACAUAAAAAUGGGGCUUGGAGUUCCUUUAAAAUCAUUCCAAAUCACAUUUUCUAUUUUUGCAUAUGUGCUUGAAAUAAGGGAAAUUACCACACAGACUUGCACAAAUUGGCUGGAAAUUAGCUGGAAUUUGUAUGGAAGGGGGGAAACUUUUUUUUACCGAUGUUUGCCAUCUGUCCCCUUAAGUGUCUUUGCUUGUAAUAUAACUGCAGUGUUUAUCAGAAUCCGAUGUUUAAACCACUCUUGUAAAAAAGAAGGAAAUUUGCAUUUGAGCAUUCAUGGAGCAAAGCCAACUUGUAGCACAACAGUAUUCAGCAAUAAAUGGCAAUCUGUGUUCAUCAAAGCCCAGAAGUGCCUUCCUGUAAAGUAUGUUGUUUUAUUGCCAUUAUGUGUGUCUUGCUUUUUUCAUUGUUAAUGAAUCCAGACCUGAAUUUAUCGACAGUACUCCAAACUCCAUUACAGUAGCUAAAUAUGGCUUCCAUUGUUAUUUUAGACAAAAUAUUUAUCUGUUUUAUUAUUCCAACUCACAGCUGAUUUUACCAAGGGUGGAAUUGCAUGUCUGUGUUGUAUAUUUAGUGAGGAUUUUAAAAAAAGCAGAAUAUAGUUUUUUUGUUUUGUUGUUUUAUCAAUAUCUCAUGCAGUUGGAAUUUGUUUGCAAGACUAUGGAUAUAGAAUUGCUGUUUUCAUGUUUUAACUGCAGAUUGUGAAUUUCAUGGCCUUAUUUCCUUAUUUAUUUCUGAAACGUAAGAGGCAUUUUUCAAUAAAACUACUGAAAAUGUA
Molecule: messenger RNA, 11288 nt
Organism: Conger conger (European conger)
Lineage: Eukaryota; Metazoa; Chordata; Actinopteri; Anguilliformes; Congridae
Product: collagen alpha-1(XII) chain-like
Exons: 66
Coding region: 168-9347 (3059 amino acids)
Molecular function (GO): protein binding
Source: RefSeq, a predicted model, not a curated record